Molecule: messenger RNA, 597 nt
Organism: Penicillium cinerascens
Lineage: Eukaryota; Fungi; Ascomycota; Eurotiomycetes; Eurotiales; Aspergillaceae
Product: 40S ribosomal protein eS10
Exons: 5
Coding region: 1-597 (198 amino acids)
Cellular component (GO): cytosolic small ribosomal subunit
Molecular function (GO): RNA binding; structural constituent of ribosome
Source: RefSeq, a predicted model, not a curated record
AUGACUCAGCGAUGGAAAGGUCACCUGAUCGAUAGGGUGCAAACCCUAGCGAGGACCCCGAAAUGGAACGCACUUUUCUCGCGCCGCUGCUCCACUCUACGUUCUUUAAAUCACCCAUCUUUUCUGGCGUUGUCAAAGCGAUUCCCCGAAUUGCGCCAGGAACUCGCGACAAUGCUUAUCCCCAAGGACGACCGCAAGAAGAUCCACGAGUACCUCUUCCGUGAGGGUGUGCUCGUGGCCAAGAAGGACUUCAACCUUCCCAAGCACGGUGACAUUGACACCAAGAACCUUUAUGUCAUUAAGGCUCUGCAGUCUCUGGACUCCCGCGGCUUCGUCAAGACCCGCUUCUCGUGGCAGUACUACUACUACACCCUCACCCCCGAGGGUCUUGACUACCUCCGCGACGUUCCCACGCUCCCCCCCCGCGGCAUGAUGGGCGGUGAGGAGCGUGAGCGCCGUCCCCGCGCUCCCCGUGAGGGUGGCCGUGAGGGUGGCUACCGCCGCCGCGAGGAGGGUGGCAAGGAGGGCGGUGCCCCCGGCGAGUUCGCUCCUUCUUUCCGUGGUGGCUUCGGCCGUGGCCGUGGUGCUCCCCAGUAA